GCGUCCGCAGCUGAGGAGGAGCCAGACCCGUGGUGUUUAGUUCGCUCCCUCCCAUCCACGUGGCUCCGGGAGUGCUAUAUUAGGUUCGCAGGAAGCCAGCCCAGAGAGAAAGCCGAGCCGGGGGUUCGGGGGGCGGGGGGGAGAAGCCCGGCGGACGCCGAGGCAGGCGGAGGGGAAGAGGGAGAAGGAGGAGGAAGAGGAGGUCUCAGCGUGUUUGCUACUCACGAGUGGCGCGCUCUCAGAGUCUCUCUCACUUACUCCUUUCCUUCGUAGGGCUCUCCACUUGCCCGAGGAAGCCGACUCCUCCCUACCUACCCUCCCCCAAAAACCCCACGAGACCUCCUCCCCUCUCCCACUUAAAGCCCCGGGAAGGUGUUCCGGGGACCGCUCCCACCCCCAGCCCCAGCCCCAGCCCCGCCUCCACCCCCGCCCCUAGGCUCCCUGGGCUCCUGCUUGCUCUUACUCCCCCACUAUGCCUGACAGUUUCGACACUUGGCAAAGACAAAGAGCAAGAGACCACGGGGAGGAGAAAAAGGAGGGAGAGAUGGAAGGGGUUAUGUGAAAUUUGAGUGUCCAGGACCUCACUCCCCUCUCUCCAGCCCAGAGCUACCCCACCCCCUGCCCCCACAUCUACACAUCCAUUCACCCACCCACCGGACCAGUCCACGAAACUCUCCACGCCGCCGGCCACGGGGAAAAGUGCUGGGCUUGGAGUUACGAAAUCUGAGUUUGAAUCCUGUUCCUAUUUGUUACCAUGUGGGCUUAAAUGACAAUCAGAUUAUUGCGAUUCAAGCUGGUACUGACCCCCUUCACCUGCUCCUUUGGUUGGCACCCAGUAUUCAAUCACAGCGAGGACAAACUUUUCAGAGGUUCAAGGGAAGGAAUCUUUCAUCUUGCAGCAAGGUCCCUUCAUUGAUAUUCUCUACCUGAAAGCUAGCCAGACUCUGACACAGAUAUUAAUUGCCUCUCAAUCUGUUUGAACAGGGAAAGGAAAUCACUGUUAUUAGUUUUGAUUAAAGCCUCGAAGAAAGAAAUCAGCUGCUGUUUAGGAGGGCUGAAGAAAGAGAACUGGGAUUUUUUUAUUUUGAACACUAAAUGAUAAGAAAAAAAAUCCAAAGACUCCUCAUGUGAUAUAGUUACUAUCUGGAAGAUUAUCCAAGUUCCAAGGGACAAUGGAAGAUUUCUCAAAAAAGAUGAAGUUGGUGUUGUCCUUACACAUCCAGUAAGGAUAUCCUCUCUGUCUCUGAGCAGAUAAGGCUCAAUCCCAAUUUUUCAGCCCCUGGGAACUUCUUAAUCCAUUCCCACCUGCUAAGACUCCUGCUAAGAGAGAAAAGAUGGCAGCAAUCAAGAAGAAAAGACUCAAAGUGUUUACCUUCGUCCUCCUUCUGGUUUCUCUCACAUCCUUCUUCUUGAACUAUGCUCACACCACAGCCACCUAUACCUGGUUCCCCAAGCAGAUGGUGAUGCAUUUCUCAGAGCAUUUUAAAAGAUUCAUGAAGUACCCUCAGAGACCCUGUAGUUGCUCCCAGUGCAUCUCGGAGACUGGGUUUGCACCCUGGUUUGAUGAAAGGUUUAAUCAUACGAUGCAGCCAUUGCUAAAUAGGCAGAAUGCUUUCUUGGAGAAUGACACCUAUACUUGGUGGAUGAAACUUCAGAGAGAGAGAACACCCAAGAGACUAAAUGAGACCUUCAUGGACUUGUUCAGCAUCAUUCCCGGCGAUGUUGACCCAUUACUGCAGAAAGGGCCUCUGAUCUGCAGGCGCUGUGCUGUCGUCGGCAACUCGGGAAAUCUGAAAGAGUCCCACUAUGGGAAAGACAUCGACAGCCAUGAUUUUGUGCUGCGAAUGAACCGAGCCCCCACAGCAGGGUUUGAAGUUGAUGUUGGGAGAAAGACUACUCACCACUUGGUGUACCCUGAGAGUUUCCGGGAGCUGGCAGGAAAUGUCAGCAUGAUCCUGGUUCCCUUUAAGACCAUGGACCUUCAGUGGCUGAUCAGCGCUCUGACCAAAGGGACCAUCAACUUCACGUAUGUCCCUGUUCCCCGAAAAAUACAUGUGAACAGAGAAAAGAUCCUCAUCUAUCAUCCAGCAUUCAUCAAAUAUGUCUUUGACAGCUGGCUCCAGGCCCAUGGAAGGUACCCAUCCACUGGAAUUCUCUCUGUGAUUCUUUCUCUACACAUCUGUGACAAGGUGGAUCUCUAUGGCUUUGGGGCAGACAGUAAAGGCAACUGGCAUCACUAUUGGGAGAAUAACCCUUCAGCUGGAGCUUUCCGAAAAACAGGGGUACACGAUGGUGACUUUGAAUCCAAUGUGACCUCCACUCUAGCAUCCCUUAACAAAAUACGAAUUUUCAAGGGGAGAUGACCCCAGGCCAGGCCAGAAACCCUAGUGGAUCACUCUCUGUAAUUUCAGCCCCUGGCUCCUUCCUGCCUCCUUCUUCGGGGUCGGUGAGCCACAAGGAUGUGACAGGCCGUGAAUGGCAGCUGGACCGAUGGGCUGUGUCUGUUUCACACUUUGUUUGAUUUCCUUUGGGACUAGAAGACAAUCCUCAAGAAUCAGUAAUGGACAUCGAAUCUCAGCUCAAUCAGUGUUUGGGACGGGGUGGGUGGGAGGUGGGGAGAAGUGGGCAGAUACCUGCAGAAGAUAAAUGAUUGAACAUGAUUUUCCUACCUCUGGAAAGAACAGUAGGCCUGGUUUAGAGACAUUUGACCCCAGGCAUGGUGUUCCCACUUUCCUGAAAUAAAGGAAUUCCCAAGGAGUUCCCAAUGAAGAUGGGAAGAGAGAAUUGUUGGAAGAUUCCAGAUGAAUGAACCACGAAUCAGAAAGAAAUACAACUGUACUUAUAAUUUCUUAAAAUUUUCAAGAUUACCUCAUUGAUCUGCUUAGGCAUUCAUGGGAAAAGGCUGGUUUCUUUUUAGUAUCUUGCCAGGCAGGUCCAGUGUCUGGCUUCCUGCUUGGCAAAAUAAAAGGUCUUCACUUAUACGCUCAUACACUGGCCCUCACGGGGAAGAAAGGACCUCUGGUCUCAAAGCUUUUAUCGAAACCAUUAUCCAAUGCUUCUGACAUGAAUCUGGGAAAGAAUGGGAGGAUGUACACAUCCUGUAGCCCUGAUUGCUCUUCCGCCAUGCUCUCUCCAUUUGUUUUUUAAAGUAAAUAUUAUUUUGGAAAAUCAGUGUUAAAGCAAAUGUUGUUUUGGGGAAAUAAGUGUUAAUUGAAAUCCUUCUCAACCUGGA
This is a messenger RNA of Monodelphis domestica (gray short-tailed opossum), 3232 nucleotides long. The record is from RefSeq and is a predicted model, not a curated record. Lineage: Eukaryota; Metazoa; Chordata; Mammalia; Didelphimorphia; Didelphidae.